GUGAAGAAGUUUGCAAGUGUUAUUAAUUUGUCAUUAUAAUUAGUAUCGGGUAGUGUUUUCUUUUCAUUUAAUUUAUUUAACAUCGAAGUUGAGCAAAGCGGCAUUGGAAAAUUGAAAAAAUCCUUGGUUACAGAUAUUUACUGAAAAUAGUAGCGCUUUCUCUGCAGUUCAAAUUUGAAAAAAUCCAGACAGCCUUUUAGUUCACUUGUAGCAUUCAUAUGAAUAGAGCAUAGCCGAUUUAGACAAAUCCUGUACAAGAAGAUCUCUUGAUAAUAAUAACGAAUCUGAUGACAAUAUCGUAAAGGUUCAAAAGUGAAAAAAAACCACAAAAAAUCGAAGAAUAAAAAAUUACCAUGUUUCAACGACUUCAAUUCUACCGAUAAUGAAAUCAAUCGAGAUGAUGAUUUUCAUUGUCCUUGUACCUCUAACAUGGCACGGCAAAAUACUAUAGGCGAAAAUAAUAAAUUAAAUGAAAUUUUCGCUGCCAUCGAAAGAGGAAACAAAGGGAUAUAGUAUGUGAUUAACGGGGAAUGGGACAAGUUAUUUGUAUGCAGAAAUUUUUGGCUACUGAACUUCAACUGGAAAAAAUUCGAAAAUCUAUGUAUGAUAAUACGCGCAGCAUAAUUGCGGAAUUUCGAGAACUAAUUGGCUUCAACGAUAAAUUGCAAGAUGGAGAAUAUUUAAAUAUGACAUUAAGGAUCAUGAAAAAUUGGUGCUCAGACCAUACGAUAAAGAAAGCUGUGAAUGACUUUAUGCGACGAUUGACAACAAAAAAUGUUGAACAAUUUAACUCAGGAGUAGGAAAAUUUGAACAUAUCGGCGGAAAAGCUAGCUGCAUGAAGCUUCGAGUUUACGAAAUAAUGGAAGCGAUUAUACUGUCGAAAAUAACAAAUUCAAGCUCGAACGAAGACAAACGUUGCCUGACAUCAUUCACUUGAACACUUAAAUCAUUGAUUCAUAUUAUUAAAAAGUUCAAUAUUCCAUAAUAUACUUUCGGUUUUGUUUAUACAAAAAUUAAAAUAAAAAAAAUUUACAGAAUACAAACAUUUGGUUUACUAUAUUUGGUUUACACUUGCUUUACUAUAGUGUGACAGGAAAAUAAUUUUAUCCUUCCCCUCGACGUCACCGCUCGCCUGAAACUCGUUGAGCGCUCGUAGGGACGAAUUUACGGGUAAGGUAUAAUUGUCAAAAUAGGAUUUAUGUCAUUUGUCUUAUUUAUGGUAGUGUAAGUUAUUUAUAUUACCUGCAAUAUAAUUUAUUGUAUGUCAAUAAUAAUCGUUGAACUAGCGGGUCUAUUGCCUCUACUCAUAUAAAGUACCGCGUGAGAGCGACAAAGAGACAACGUAUGGUUGGCCCGGUAGUUUGACAA
Molecule: messenger RNA, 1369 nt
Organism: Cephus cinctus (wheat stem sawfly)
Lineage: Eukaryota; Metazoa; Arthropoda; Insecta; Hymenoptera; Cephidae
Exons: 6
Coding region: 531-938 (135 amino acids)
Source: RefSeq, a predicted model, not a curated record